Suncus etruscus (white-toothed pygmy shrew) is the source of this 494-nucleotide messenger RNA. RefSeq names its product bolA-like protein 2. Bases 71 to 307 code for a protein of 78 amino acids. Gene Ontology annotation, cellular component: nucleus; cytosol. NCBI's taxonomy places the organism in Eukaryota, Metazoa, Chordata, Mammalia, Eulipotyphla, Soricidae. Gene Ontology annotation, biological process: intracellular iron ion homeostasis. The record is from RefSeq and is a predicted model, not a curated record. Gene Ontology annotation, molecular function: 2 iron, 2 sulfur cluster binding. The transcript has a single exon.
GUGGUGUGGGGGCGAACUGAGGACUCAUCCCCGCUGGGCUGCCCCCACCACACCCCAUUGGGCUGCAACCAUGGAUCUCAGCACGGAUUAUCUCCGGGAAAAGCUUCAGCGGGAUCUGGAGGCGGACCACGUGGAAGUGGAAGACACGACUCCCAACCGUUGUGCGUUCAGCUUUCGAGUCCUCGUGGUGUCGUCCAAGUUCGAGGGGAAACCCCUGCUUCAGAGACACCGGCUGGUUAAUGACAGCCUUUCGGAAGAGCUGCCGCACAUCCACGCCUUUGAGCAGAAAACCCUCACCCCCGAGUAGUGGGCCCGGGAGCAGCAGAAAUAAGCUCCUGGAACACGCAGGACCAUCCUAUGCGGAAUCUGGCCCUCUUCUGUGCAGUGCUGGCGGGUAAGGGUGAGAUUGGGCCAUGAGGGACAGGCUUUUCCCUGCCCCCAUCAUUGCUGUUUCCCUGCCCAGGCAAAUACCCCCCUGGCAGAAAGGCUUAUGU